CUAAAAUGCAGCUUAAAAAUAAUCAUUUUAAAAAACCUAAAAAUACAUUGAAAGAUAAUUUUUUACCACCUGAUGGAGGGUGGGGUUGGUUUUGUUUAUUGGCAUUAGUACAAUCAUUCGGUUUAUUAUUUCGGGAUCGAUUGAAACAACUUGGAAUAUCUUCUUCAGAAACUACAAUAAUCUUAAACGUUAACCUGGCAAUGAUUGCUCUGAUAGGUUUAGCAAAUGGCCCAAUAUUUAGAAAAUACACAUUUAGAAAAGUAUCAAUAAUUGGCGCACUAGUAACUUCAAUAUCAAUAGCAAUUCUAUCAACACUUACAUCUUUCACGGGAAUUCUUAUCUUCUUUGGUAUUCUCUACGCUGGUGGAUUAGGAAUAACAAUGUCAGCAAACGCUCUAGCGUUAAACACAUACUUUAAAGUUAAAAGAAAAAUAGCAGUUGGUUUUACUUGGACUUGUACUGGAUUAGGACCAAUAAUAAUGCCUCAACUGAUCACGGCUUUGAUGCCAAUUUUUGGAGUUCCCGGAACUCUGCUUAUUCUAAGCGGAAUUUGCAUGAAUGCAGUUGCAUGCGCGUUACUUCUGCAACCAGUCAUGUGGCAUGCAAAAAAAGCCACCAAGGAACCGGAAGAGAAAGAACUGCUGGACGAUAAACUUAAGAACAAAAUUCCGGAAAGAAGAAUUAGUAAAUUUGGAAGCCGGUUUCUUUACUAUGACGAUGAAGUUGAAAGAAUUGACGUUGUUGAUCCUGGAACGCCGAUGAUGUCACGUUCUAAUGACGGAUGGUUUUCGAAGAAACAUACUUCUGUAACUUCUUUCGAAAACGACUCGAACAAAGAUAAAUUCGUCGAACAACCAAUUCCAUUAAUAGUAGUAACCGAAAUUAUCCUUGGAACGAAUAUAGAAAAAGAAGUAGAGCCAAUAUUCGAAAUGGAUCCAUCGGAGAAAAAAUCUUGCUUAAAAAAAUUUCUUGACUCCGUCGUAGUAUUCUUCGACUUUGAUCUCCUUCGGGACCAUGUUUUCCUCAACAUAAUUAUGGGAAUAAGCUUAGCGAACUUCGUAGAGAUGAACUUCGCCAUGUUGACGCCCUUUAUUUUGGCAGAAUACGGGCUCCAGAAGCCCCAGGUUGCUACAGUGAUGUCUGUGUUAGGUGGAAUUGACGUUUUAGCAAGAUUUUUCGUUCCUUUUGUCACUGACAUUAUAAAACUGAGCAACAGGACGUUUUUCUUGAUUGGUGUCGCUUGUAUGGCUGCUGGACGAAUAAUUUUAGCUCACAUAACCUCUUACGAAGUGAUUCUGAGCAUCGGAGUGCUUAUAGGGUUCGGAAAAGCGCUGAGAACAAUUUUUAUGGCGCUAGUUAUCCCGGAACAUGUUCCUUUGGAAAGAUUACCAGCGGCUUCAGGACUUCAGCUGAUCAUCAGCGGCCUACUGUCGAUAAUCUUGGGCCCAAUUAUUGGCCUGCUCAAAGACAUUCUGGGAAAUUAUUCAUCUUUACUUCAUAUUAUUAAUAUUAUAAGCUACCUGACCAUUUUUACG
Molecule: messenger RNA, 1535 nt
Organism: Cotesia congregata
Lineage: Eukaryota; Metazoa; Arthropoda; Insecta; Hymenoptera; Braconidae
Source: the annotation of a GenBank genome assembly